AAACAGCACUGGACGACUUCAGUUCUAAGUGAGAUAAUCCGGAGCUACUUCAAAGCAGCCAGGGCAACUGCAUUUAAUUUUUAGAGGCGUUUCCUGCAAAUUUUUAAAGAAACUGAGAAAUAACAUCAGAAGUAAUUAUGUUGUUCUGAAAAGUUCAUUUCUUUUUAAUUAUGGUUGCUUUGAGGUAGCAUCAUAGCAUAUCUGAUGGCAGCUUGCACGGAUACACUUGCAGUUGUCGAUUUGCCUGUACAGCGUGAAGAUUCUCCAACUGAAGAUGGGGAGCAUCUGCAGGACGAAGAUCUUCGAUCCUGGGAUAUCAAUGACGAAUCAGCGGAGGAAGAUGAUGAUAAAAAAGAGAACGCAUUCUUUCAAAAAGCGAUGAAAGUAUUCAAAGCAGUAGUUUACCUAUGUACAUUUUGCAUCAUAUUGGCAUGUGGAGUGGCUUCGAAAGGAACUAUUUUAUUCGUGACUUCAGUUAUUGCUAAAGAGGCACAAUUUCCUGCAUGUGAUGAUAAAAUAGGAUUAGAAAGAGACGAGAAAUAUGUGGUCAAAAUUUCGGAUGGUGAGAGAAGAAGCUGGAUAUGGUGUCUUCUGUUCAUACUUAUAAUACCUGAGAUACUCGCAUUUCUUCGCAGCAGCAAGAACUGCAUAUUUAAAAAAUUUGGAAAACCAAAAAUCUCAUCUUUUCUAACGGUUUUCAUCUCAGAAUCAUUACAUGUGAUUGGUCUAACUGUAAUGACUUUCGUCGUCUUACCUCAACUGCAUGUGCUGCAAGCUCUGUGUUUAACAAGUGGAGUUUGCGUGAUACCUGGCCUGUUGAAUUUGCUUUCCAACUGGAGCUCAGAAUGGGAUACAAAAUCAGGUUUAAGAAAAAUCUUGGACUUAGCUGCUUUCAUUGGCCAAGUAAGUGUUUUUAUGUGGGCUGCCAUGAACUCAAACAAGACAGAACUGUGGCUAGCAUCAGCAUGUUUAGUACUAAUUUCCUGCGCAUGGUGGGAAAAUUUCAUCAAUGAGAAUACUUCGAAUUGCCUAUGCAAGGUUAAAGAAGACAUCGAAAAAAGUAGAUAUUUCAUUUAUAUAUUUAUUUCCCUAUGGAAGAUCAUUUUCACAUUUUCAUUAGCUCUCAUUUGUCUAUUCUUCUUGAAUGAAAACGUGGAAAACUUCGUUGGGAAAUUUUUGGAUAGUUUUAGAGCACAUAAUGUGUCAGUACAUUGGACACCAGUCACGGAUUAUACUAUUCCUGAUCGAGUUACUCCUCCACCGCAAGUGCUAGUUCCCUCAUUAAAAUCUGAUCCUCGUUUUCCAGUAAUAAUAGCCACCAUCCAUGUCUUGACAUCAUAUUUAUGCUAUUCUUGUGGGAAGUUCGUUUGCAAAAUUCGUAUUCAAGAAUUCAGUUACGCCUUUCCUCUCUGCUUGACUGUUCCACUCACAUUUAGCUUAUUAAGCACAGCUUGUGUUGCCAAGAGUAAUUCUUCAUGUGCUUAUUCCAAAAUCACGCCCUACUUAUUUUGGAGUUGUCCGAAAGAAUCACUGACCCAUUACUUCACUGAAGAGGCUGGUUAUCUUUGGAUAUUUUGGUUGCUAUCCCAAGUUUGGAUCACGGUUCAUAUUUGGACACCAAGAUGCGAAAGAAUGGCCCCUACAAAUGAAUUAUUUGUAAAUCUCAUGUAUUGUACAGCUGUUAUUGAUCAAAGUUUAGCACUAAACAGAAGGAAAUACGAAAAGACUGAGCAGAAACAGGAAGCACCCAGAGCUGUGACUCGAAUCUUUGCAUGCGCAACUAUGUGGCACGAAACACCAGAGGAAAUGGAAUUGCUUUUGAAAUCAAUUAUGAGGUUAGAUGCUCACCAGUGUUGUCAGAAAACAAUUCAGGAAGGAUUAUCGAUAAAAAAUCCUGAUUAUUAUGAAUUAGAAGCUCACAUCUUUUUUGACGACGCAUUUGUUGUCAGUGAUGAAGAUGACACCAAAUUCACCAUCAAUAACUUUGUGAAGGAUCUCAUAGAAGCUGUAGAUACAGCUGCUAGUAAAGUUUACAAGAAAUGCACAAAGCCUGAUCCUCCUCUUAAAGUGCCUACCCCAUAUGGUGGCCGACUUAUGUGGCGUUUGCUCGGCGACAAUUUUCUAGUAGUUCACCUCAAAAAUAAAGACCUCAUCAGGCACAAGAAACGCUGGAGUCAGGUUAUGUAUAUGUACUAUCUACUGGGAUAUCAUCUGGAGAGUAUACAGCAUAUAGAGGAUAUAGACAGUAUCCGCAAAAAUACGUUUAUCUUAGCUUUGGACGGAGAUAUUGAUUUUAGACCUAACGCUGUUCAGCUGUUAGUGGAUCUGAUGAAUAAAAACCCAAAUUUAGGUGCAGCCUGUGGAAGAAUUCAUCCAGUUGGAACAGGUAUGAUGGUGUAUUACCAAAAGUUUGAGUAUGCCAUCGGACAUUGGCUACAGAAAGCAACAGAACAUAUGAUUGGAUGUGUGCUGUGUAGUCCUGGAUGUUUCUCUUUGUUUCGAGCAGAAGCUCUUAUAAAGAAAAAUACAAUUAGACGAUAUGCUACGAAAUCAAGAGAAGCCAUAGAAUUUGUACAAUUUGAUCAAGGAGAAGAUCGUUGGCUAUGCACCUUGCUGUUACAAAGAGGUUACAGAGUUGAAUACAGCGCAGCUUCAGAUGCCUAUACCCAUUGCCCAGAAACUUUCGCUGAGUUUUAUACACAGAGACGACGCUGGGCUCCUUCUACCAUGGCCAACAUUAUGGAUCUGCUUGUCAAUUACAAGAAGACUGUGAAAUGUAAUGACAAUAUAUCUAGACCUUAUAUCGGAUAUCAGGUCUUGCUAAUGGUUGGAACUAUUUUAGGACCAGGAACAAUAUUUCUGAUGCUUGUGGGAGCCAUGGUUUCAGCUUUUGGAAUAUACAAUUGGCAUUCCCUCAUCGCUAAUUUUAUACCAAUCAUUCUCUUCAUUGUGAUUUGCUUCUACGCUAAGAAUGACACACAAAUCAUGAUGGCUCAAAUUUUUAGUGCUCUCUACGCACUUCUCAUGAUGGCAGUUUUGGUUGGAGUUGCCCUUCAGAUAGUGAUGGAUGGCAUCACAUCGCCAUCAGCUAUCUUUAUCCUUUCGAUGACAGGGACCUUUCUCACUGCUGCACUUGUGCAUCCUCAAGAGUUUUGGUGCGUCGCUCAUGGACUAUUGUACUUCUUGAGCGUUCCUUCUAUGUACCUGCUUCUUGCUUUGUACUCCAUCAUCAAUUUGCAUGUUGUGUCGUGGGGCACAAGAGAAGUCCAGACAAAGAAAACUAAAAAACAGCUGGAAAAUGAACGCUUACAAGCACAAGUAUUACUCGCACAACCAUCAAAAAAGAAGGGUGGCUUGUUUGACUGGCUGAACAACUUUGGUAGCAAGGGACAAGAGGAAGAAGAAGGAAGUAUAUCCUUCGGAUUUGCCAACUUGUUCCGUUGUAUGUGCUGUACUUACCCUAAACCAGAGCCAUCGAAUCUACAUAUGGUGAAAAUUGAAGCUCAUCUGGAAAAGAUGAAUGACAGCAUCCGUCAUCUCCAAAGACAAAUUGAUUCUUCUGUGGUUCGAGUGCCAGGAUUCCGGCGAAGGUCAUCCAUCCAUGGUAUGAAACAAGACUUGGAUGCAGUACAAGAAGAUGAAUCUGACGAGGAAGGUGAUGCUGAACUACAAGAACAAGAAACUGAUGUGCCCGAAGAGCAUACCAACAAUCAAACGGACAAUAAUGAAUACUGGCUGUAUGAUAAAGCACUCAAGAAAAGCACAGUGAAGAGAUUAUCGGAUGAAGAAAAGCAAUUCUGGUCAGAGCUCAUAAAUACUUACCUUUACCCCCUGGCAGAUGAUCCAGAAGAAAAAGCUAAAGUAUCCAGGCAGCUCAUCGAUCUCCGAAACAAAGUUGUAUUUGGAAUUCUAAUGCUUAAUUCUUUGUACAUCCUUAUUGUUUUCUUGUUACAGAUGCAAAAAGAAACUUUGCAUAUUAAAUGGCCACUUACGACCAGUGGCAAAGCGAAUAUCACUUAUAUUCCAGCAUUCCAAGAAAUUAGGAUUGAUGAAGAAUACCUUCAGCUGGAGCCUAUAAAUCUCGUAUUUGUCUUCUUUUUUACUUUAAUUUUAAUCAUUCAAUUUAUUGGAAUGCUGUUUCACAGACUAGAAACAAUGUCUCAUAUAUUGGCCUCAACAAAUUUGUUGGAUUUGCCUUCCGGAGAUGUUGAGGAAAUUACACUUUCGGAAAUAACUGAUUUACUAAAGAAACAAGGUUUAAAGGAUGAUGAAAUUGUUGAAAAUGUUCUUGACGCUGCUCCAGACAGACGCAGACGAUUUACUUCUCAAUACCUAGACGUACCCCAACGAGAAAAACUAAAGUUCAGAUCUCUGAGUUUUGCUCUUGAACAUGAUUUGCAAAAGAUUCUCGACAAAGAUCCUAAAUUCACAAACAAAGUGAGAAGACUGAGCAAAAACCCUGAAGCUCUUGAAGCUUUAAAGAGGAGAACUUCCUGCCAUCAAUUUAAUUUUCCUAUGAGAAUGGGCACUCCUCAGUUAUCUAUGCGUCAUCAAGUGGCUAUAUUAGACAAAGCAUUUGGGACACCAAGCAGCAGUCUACGUUCCUCUUACAUUAAUCCUACUUUUGAAGAUAUUUCUGACACUGAGAGUGUUAAUAGCAUACAAAAGAUUGUACCUUCCUCUCGAAGUCCCAUUUUUAAAGCCAAAACAGGUAAUGCUGACUUGCCAUCCACGCCAAAUCUUUCAUCUCUACAAAGAAAAGUUAAUAAAGUAAAAACACUUCAGGAAGAGCAAAAUAAGUGAGAAUCAGGUUCAAGUUUAAUAUCAUUCUCAAAAUUUUUCCAGUUAUCAAACAGAUAAAAUAAAGAAGUGCCAAAUAGCUAAAAUUGAAGAUCUUUGAACUAGAAUAAUGACACAACUAUUUAGUGAAAGUAGUUUAAAAGAAUUGAGAAAAAUUGCUUCCUUUACAUGAAACACUCAAUUACAGCUGAAACUGAAUGCAAGCGUUAAAUUUCUUAAGAAUAAAAUCCUCAGACACCUACACAUUGAGAUGUGAGAAAUUUCGCAUACAGUUAUAACUUUAUUUGAAGCUUGAGUUGUUAAUUACAAUUUAUAUUAUUAUUCUAUGAUUAAAAUUCAUUUUAUGUAAGCAUUAUGGCUGUAAAUACUUUUUUGCAUGGUGUUUAUGGUAUGACACACAGCAAAAUGAAGGUGUAAAAUAAUAUUUGCUGAUCAUAAUCAGUAUUAUGGUAGUUAGCAAUAAUUCUUACAAUUAUUUUUGUAAAUGCUAUACGGUUUUCUCAGCUUUUAUGAAUAUUUUAAAAAUUUUUAUUCAUUUACUACAAACUUCAAACAAAUCCAUGAAUUUCAAAUUUUAUAUAUUUUAUAAUUAUUACAUUAUUUUCACACUUCAAUUUUAAUUUUGGCUUCCUUAGAACAUUUGGUAGCUGGAAACAUGAAAGCUCAUUAAACAACAUUAAGUUGUCUACUAAAAUGCUAAAUGAUCCUUUCUUAAAUCUUGAAAGAUAUUAUAAAUACUACAUUAAAGUAAGAAUAAUCUGUGUAUGUAUAAUAUGAAACUGUAUAAAAUAUGAAACAUCAUUCACCCAUAUGGAAAUCAUACUCUCACGUAACAAUGUUAUUAACAAGUAAGAAUUUUACUAAUAUAUAAAUCACAAUUAAAAAAUACAUAUGUUAUUUUCAUUAUGUGACAGUUAUUUAAGCCACUAUUUUGUAUCUGGUAAACUUUUUUAUUUUAUUUAUGUGGUGUAUUUUAUCUUAUUUAUUUACUUUGUUUUACUUCUGUUUAUGGAAAGUUCUUGGAUGCAAUUUUUAUAAAAUGUUUAUUGUAAGUCCUAAUCGAUAAAAUAGACUGAUUUUCCUCAUAAAUUUUGUAUUCUUUCCCUGCAAUAAAAUUACUUCACUAA
This is a messenger RNA of Stegodyphus dumicola, 5927 nucleotides long. RefSeq names its product chitin synthase chs-2-like. Gene Ontology annotation, molecular function: chitin synthase activity. NCBI's taxonomy places the organism in Eukaryota, Metazoa, Arthropoda, Arachnida, Araneae, Eresidae. Gene Ontology annotation, biological process: chitin biosynthetic process. Gene Ontology annotation, cellular component: cell periphery; cell septum. The record is from RefSeq and is a predicted model, not a curated record.